Myxocyprinus asiaticus (Chinese sucker) is the source of this 6937-nucleotide messenger RNA. RefSeq names its product cell adhesion molecule DSCAM-like. Gene Ontology annotation, biological process: axon guidance; dendrite self-avoidance; homophilic cell-cell adhesion. Lineage: Eukaryota; Metazoa; Chordata; Actinopteri; Cypriniformes; Catostomidae. Bases 22 to 6084 code for a protein of 2020 amino acids. Gene Ontology annotation, molecular function: cell-cell adhesion mediator activity. Gene Ontology annotation, cellular component: axon; plasma membrane. The transcript has 33 exons. The record is from RefSeq and is a predicted model, not a curated record.
GGGGAUUGAACGGAGCGGGGCAUGUGGAUAUUGGCAUUUCUCUUUCUCCAGAGCAUUCUGAAUGUUUUCGGUGAAGAUCUACGUUCCAGCUUAUAUUUUGUCAAUGCAUCUCUGCAAGAGGUAGUGUUCUCCAGCACCACAGGGGCACUGGUGCCCUGCCCUGCUGCAGCCGUGCCCCCCGCCACGCUGCGCUGGUACCUUGCCACCGGGGAAGAGAUCUACGAUGUCCCAGGCAUCCGCCAUGUGCAUCCCAAUGGCACGCUGCAGAUCUACGGCUUCCUGCCGUCCAGCUUUAGUAACCUAAUCAAUGACAAUACCUACUAUUGCACAGCGGAAAACCCAGCAGGAAAGAUCAGGAGUCAAGAUCUCCACAUUAAUGCUGUAUUCCGGGAGCCGUACACAGUUCGUGUGGCUGACCAGAGAGUCAUGCGGGGGAAUACGGCUGUCUUCAAGUGCAUUAUCCCGGCCUCAGUCGAGGAGUACGUCACUGUUUUAUCAUGGGAGAAAGACACAGUAUCACUUGUCUCAGGAUCAAGAUAUCUUAUUACAUCCACGGGGGCCUUGUAUAUUCUGGAUGUGCAGUCAGAGGAUGCAGUGAAUAUUUAUCGCUGUACCACGCGGCACCGAUACACAGGGGAGACCAGACAGAGCAACAGUGCCCGACUACUUUUAUCAGAACCUGUGGACUCUGCUCCAGUGAUUCUGGAUGGCUUUGAGAGGAGGGAGGUUAUGGUAGGUCAUCGGGUGGAGCUCCCGUGUAAAGCAUCUGGUCACCCGCCACCCAGGUACCGCUGGCUGAGGGACAACAGCCCCAUAGAGUCAGACAGCCGGUACCACCAGAGUGUGUCAGGCCUUCUCAUCGAGGCCACACGACCCAGUGACGGAGGCAGUUAUGUGUGUGAGGUGUGGAACAGCUUCGGUAAUGCCAAAGUAGUUGGACGACUCGUGGUCAAACAGCCUUUGAAAGCAGUGGUGAGCCCGCGCAAAGUGCGUGGCAGCGUGGGUAGCCAAGUGUCGCUGUUCUGCAGUGUGACUGGUUCUGAUGAGUAUGACAUCACCUGGUACAGGAACGGUGAGAGGAUUUAUCCCGGUAUAAAUGUACGCAUCACAGGCAUCAACAACGAGAAUCUAGUGAUGGAGGGAAUGGCUAAAAGUGAUGGAGGAGCAUAUCAGUGCUUCGCCCGAAAUGGAAAGAUGUCCACACAAGAUUUAGUUCAGGUCAUCUUGGAAGAUGGGACACCAAAGAUCCUCUCUGCUUUCAGUGAGAAGGUGGUGAGCCCGAACGAGCCCAUCUCGCUGGUGUGUCACGUGAAAGGAACCCCUCUCCCCACAGUUACCUGGACCCUGGACGACGACCCUGUCAUCAAAGACAGCAACCAUCGCAUGGAUCGCAUCAUCACCACGGAAGGCCACGUGCUCAGCUACCUGAAUGUGUCACAUACGCAAGUCAGUGACGGCGGCGUCUACCGCUGCACCUGCAACAACUCCGCAGGAUCGGUCUCGUACCAGGCUCGAAUAAACGUAAGAGGUCCUGCCAGUAUUCGACCAAUGAAAAAUGUCACUGCCAUCGCUGGGAGAGACACAUACAUUCACUGUCGCAUCAUUGGUUACCCGUACUACUCUAUUAAGUGGUAUAAGGAUUCCAAUCUGCUCCCGUUCAACCAUCGCCAACGUGCCUUUGAGAACAACGGCACACUGAAGCUGUCCAAUGUGCAGAACUCUGAUGAGGGAGAGUACACAUGCUAUGUGCUGGUCGACCCAGAGAAACAAAUUCACAGGAGUGUCCAUGUGACAGUGAAAGUGCCGCCUCUGAUUCAACACUCGGACUCUCAGAGCGCUUCCAUUGGUCAGCGUGUCUUCAUCCCCUGUGUGGUCAUAUCUGGCGAUCUGCCCAUGUCUAUCACCUGGCACAAAGACGGACGGCCAAUCAAUGCCAGCCUGGGCGUCACCAUCGACAACAUAGACUUUACAAGCUCUUUACGCAUUUCAAACCUGUCGGAAAUUCAUAACGGCAGUUACACCUGCAUUGCCCGCAACGAGGCGGCAGCCGUUGAGCACAGUAUCCAGCUCAUUGUUAAAGUUCCACCACAUUUUGAGGUGCAGCCGAGAGACCAGGAUGGCAUUUAUGGGAAAUCAGUGAUCCUGAAUUGUUCGGCAAAGGGAAAUCCAAUCCCCACUAUAGUGUGGAACCACUCGAAAGGUGCUGGUGUACCACAGUUCCAGCCCAUUGCCCUGAACUCUGGCUCUCGUAUCCAACUGUUGGAAAAGGGCUCUCUGCUCAUCAAACACGUCCUGGAGGAAGAUGCUGGAUUUUAUCUGUGCAAGGUCAGCAAUGACGUGGGAGCCGAUAUCAGCAAGAGCAUGUACCUCACCGUUAAAAUUCCUGCCAUGAUCACCUCUUACCCCAACACUACACGAGCAGAGCAGGGUCAUAUGACUGAGAUGAGCUGCACUGCUCAUGGUGAAAAGCCCAUCAAGGUUCGGUGGGAAAAGGAAUCUCAUAUCAUUAACCCAGACAUGAACCGCUAUGUGGUGGCUGUGAAGGAAGUGGGCGAUGAGGUCAUAUCCACCCUGCAGAUCUUACACACUGUCAGAGAGGAUUCUGGCUUUUUCUCUUGCAUUGCCAUCAACUCUUAUGGUGAAGAUAAGGGAAUCAUUCAGCUCAUAGUGCAAGAUCGUCCAGACCCUCCAGAGGUUGAGAUCAGAGAGGUUAAGGAUCGCACCAUUGCCCUCCGCUGGACGAUGGGCUUUGAUGGCAACAGCCCUAUUACAGGAUAUGACAUCAACUAUAAGAACAAAUCAGCCUCAUGGGCCUCAUCUCAAAUGACCAAAGACGUCUCCCCUCAACUGAAUCAGGCCACCAUCAUUGAACUCCACCCUGCCUCUACCUACAACAUCCGAAUGUUUGCCAAAAACCAGAUUGGAGAAAGCAGACCAAGCAAUGAGCUCACAAUCACCACAGAUGAAGCUCCACCUGAUGGCACUCCUCAAGACGUGCAGCUAGAGGCAAUAUUAUCCCAAAGCAUCAAAGUCACAUGGAAGCCCCCCCUCAAACACCUGCAGAACGGUUUGAUCCGUAGCUACCAAGUGUGUUAUCGGGAGUUCGGGACAGGGGGUAGCCCACAGUACAACACCAUCAACGUCGACACCACGGGGGACACUGAAACCAUCACACUGGACAACUUGAAGAAGUACACUCAGUAUGAGGUGCGGGUGCAGGCGGCCAACCGCGCAGGCAUGGGUCCUACCUCAGAGGAGAUGACCAUCACCACACUAGAGGACGUGCCCAGUCGCCCACCUGAGAAUGUUGUGACCACAGCGACCACCCCCGAAACCAUCUCUCUGUCCUGGUCUGCUUUGCCAAAAGAGGCACUCAAUGGCAUGCUCCUGGGGUACCGGGUCAUCUACUGGGCCAACCUACCCGAUGGAGAGCUGGGAGAUAUCAGGAAUAUCACCACCACCAAACCUUCAUUAGAGCUAGAACGGCUGGAAAAAUACACUAACUACAGUAUCCAGGUGUUGGCCUUCACUCGGGCUGGAGAUGGUGUCCGCAGUGAGCAGAUUUAUACACACACUAAAGAGGAUGUUCCUGGCCCUCCGGCUGGAGUUAAAGCUGCUGCCUCCACCAGCUCUGUAGUGUUUGUGUCCUGGUUGCCUCCACUCAAGCUCAAUGGAAUCAUCCGGAAAUACACCGUCUUCUGCUCCAACCCUUACCCCACGGUGAUCAGUGAGUUCGAGGCUGCUCCUGAUGUUUACUUCCGUCGUUUGACCAACUUGAAUCAGAACUGGCAGUAUAGCAUCUGGGUGGUGGCAGUGACUGCAGCAGGUCGUGGGAAUGCCAGUGAAAUUAUCACUGUAGAGCCUCAAGCUAAAGCCCCCGCUCGAAUCCUGACGUUCAGUGGCACUGUGACCACACCCUGGAUGAGAGACAUCGUCCUUCCCUGCAAAGCUGUUGGAGAUCCUCCACCAACCAUCAAGUGGCUGAAGGGAAAUAAUGGUACACCCGUUCCGGUUUCCAUUGAUGGCCGCCGCAGUGCCCACAGCAAUGGCAGCUUUGUUAUUCGCACAGUGAAAGCAGAAGAUUCUGGGUACUACAGCUGUGUUGCCAGUAACAACUGGGGUUCAGAUGAGAUCAUGCUUAACCUUCAAGUCCAAGUACCUCCUGACCAACCACGCCUGACAGUUACAAAAACCACCACCACUUCCAUCACACUGUCCUGGAUCCCUGGAGAUAAUGGAGGAAGCUCCAUCAGAGGGUACAUUCUGCAGUAUUCUGAGGAUAACAGUGAAGAGUGGGGCAGUUUCUCCAUCAGCCCCAGUGAGCGAGCUUACCGUUUGGAAAAUCUGAAGUGUGGCACCUGGUACAAAUUUACUCUGACUGCUCAGAAUGCUGUUGGUCCUGGCCGUAUCAGUGAGAUAAUUGAGGCUAAAACCCACGGGAAAGAGCCACAGUUCGCCAAAGACCACGAGCUUUUCACAAGUGUCAACUCUACCCGUGUGGAGCUCAACCUGAUUGGCUGGAACAACGGUGGCUGUCCAAUCGACUCUUUCACACUGGAGUAUCGGCCGGUGGACACUACGAAGUGGACCAUGGUGAAGCGAGAUUCCCUCACCAAGAGCCAUGCUCUGUAUGAUCUGCAGGAGGCCACCUGGUAUGAGCUGCAGAUGAGGGUGGGCAACAGUGCGGGAAUGGCAGAGAAGAGGGUGAUGUUCGCUACUCUGAAUGUGGAUGGCAGCACAAUUGCUCCAUUGCCAAAGACGGUGGACCCCAGUCAGGAGAAUAGACAGGGCAACGAGGGACUGAAGAUGAUGGUCACAAUCAUCUGCAUUCUGGUAGCCAUCUCCAUGGUCUUCAUUGUUCUUCUGGUGUUGAGGAGGAGGAGGAGAGAGCAGAGACUCAAGAGGCUACGAGAUGCAAAGAGCCUGGCGGAAAUGCUAAUGAGUAAAAAUGCUCGUACACCAGACACCGCGAACAAACAGCAGCAGACGCUGAGAAUGCACAUCGAUAUCCCACGAGCUCAGCUACUCAUCGAGGAGAGAGACACUAUGGAGACAAUUGAUGACCGCUCCACGGUGCUGUUGACGGACAAUGACUUUGGAGAAACAUCUAAACAGAAGUCUUCAACCGUCACGCAUACAGUGCACUACCAGUCUCUGUCCCAGGCCACUGGACCACUUGUAGACGUGUCUGACGUUAGACCUGGUACAAACCCUACGGCCCGCCGCACAGCUAAAGCCGGCCCUGCCACACGCAGCCGCUAUGCCAGCCAGUGGACCCUGAACCGCCCCCAUCCUCCCGUCUCUUCACACACUCUCACUACAGACUGGAGGCUGCCCACACCCCGUGCCACAGGCUCAGUCGAUAAAGAGAGUGACAGCUACAGUGUCAGUCCCUCUCAGGACACAGAUCGCGCUCGCAGCAGUAUGGUGUCCACAGAGAGCGCCUCUUCCACAUACGAGGAGUUAGCCCGUGCCUACGAACACGCCAAGAUGGAGGAACAGCUGCGACACGCAAAGUUCACAAUCACAGAAUGCUUCAUCUCAGACACUUCCUCAGAGCAGAUGACCGCCGGGACCAAUGACUACACAGACAGCCUGACGUCCAGCACACCGUCAGAGUCCGGCAUCUGCCGAUUCACCGCCUCCCCACCCAAACCACAGGAUGCCAAUAGGGUCAUGAAUAUGGCCGUGCCCAAAGCACACAGACCCGCAGGUGAACUGGUCCAUCUACCCCCUUACCUACGCAUGGACUUCCUGCUGAACCGGGGAGCGCCCUCUUCAGGUCGGGAGGCCACAGGACAGACUUGUAUGGACCCACAGAAGAGCCGAAUGCCUAAGCGGCCGGCCCUGCUGGUCCCCACACCCUCCGAGACCCCCUCAUCUGCCCUCUCGUCCUCCGGCCCUCCCAGCAAAGAGGCCGUACAGCAGUGGCAGCCGGGAACUUCGUCCACACUGCCACAGCGUGAGCCAGGCGACCUUGCCCAGGCCGCCAAACUCAGCAGCUCCCAGGAAUCGCUGCUAGACUCCAGAGGACACCUAAAACAAAGCAACAAUCCCUACGCAAAGUCCUACACACUGGUAUAACACAGGACUAUAGCUAUGGACCACUCUGCACUGUCACACACAAACACACACAUGAGGAUCUGCUGCAAAUACGAGCGCAUUUCCGAUUCAGAAAUGAGUCCUGUACAUACAUUCUGAAUUUCUAAAGAAGUGGAUAGUUUUCUUUGCAUCUUUCUUUCUAUCUAUCUCACUCUUUCUGCUGUUUUUUAUUUUACACUUUCUUUCAACUUCUCUUGCCCUGUUUUCUGACUAAGUUGGAUUUUUUACGUAAUCAUUCAUUUAUUUUAAAUACCACCGUUAUGAAGAUUGCCAAAAUUAUUUAUUUAAAUUGACAGAGGAACUACUUUUGAAUUUAUAUCAAGGAUAAUUAUAUAGUCACUAUUAUUAUUAUUCUAUAAAAAUAGAGAAAACUAUAAAAAAAAAAAAAAAAAAAUGGUUUAAAAAAGGCGGGUGUGGUGAGAUUUUACAAGAAGAUGUUGCUUUCUAUAUCCAUGACUUUUGUUUUUGUUUAAACAAGGAGGUGCAACCGGCACGUUUGUUGCCAUUUAUCAUGGCAACACGUCCGACGAUCACCAAGGACAUGGAGGAAGGAUUACGAGUCCAACGUGGGAGACACACAUCCACAUUUUCAAGUCGUCUCAGAAUGUUGUGCUUUCUAAGGACUGCAUGGGGACCUAAAAAUAGAAAAUAAAUUCCAAAAGAGACUUUUGUCACACUAAUGACGGUAUAUGUUAUAAUACAUGUUAUAAUAUACAUAAAAAUAUAUACAGUGUGUGUAUAUACAGCUCUGGAAAAAAUUAAGAGACCACUGCAAAAUUAUCAGUUUCUCUGGAUUUACUAUUUAUACUGUAGGUAUGUGUUUGAGUAAAAUUAC